Molecule: messenger RNA, 1215 nt
Organism: Stylophora pistillata
Lineage: Eukaryota; Metazoa; Cnidaria; Anthozoa; Scleractinia; Pocilloporidae
Product: serine/threonine-protein phosphatase 6 regulatory ankyrin repeat subunit C
Biological process (GO): RNA processing
Molecular function (GO): protein binding; RNA nuclease activity; RNA binding
Source: RefSeq, a predicted model, not a curated record
AUGACAACUCCGAAUCGUAUUGCGGGAUUUUCUGUUGACUCCAGAGACGCAACGGGCAGAACGCCCCUAAUAAAUGUAGUUUUAAAUGGAAACGUUCAAGCGGUGAAAGGUCUGAUUAAGAGAGGUGCAGAUCCGUCCUGGAUGGACAACCACAGAUGGAGUCUGUUACAUUUUGCUGCAUAUUGUGGUGACCCUCAUAUGAUUGAUCUUAUCCUGAGUCACGUGCCAGGCAUUGAGUCAAAAGCCGUUAACGGUGCUACUCCUCUACUCAUUGCUGUGUGCCAUGGCAAGUUGCGAGCUGUAAAGUAUCUCCUUGAGAGGGGAGCCAAUCCUUUGACUAAGGAUAAUAAAGGCCAGGAUUCUUUAUCCUUCGGCUCAUCACGUGGCGCGGAUGUUCUUGACUUGCUGCUGAGUCACGUAGCUAACGGAUUUUCUGUUGACUCCAAAGAGGCAAUGGGCAGAACGCCCCUAAUGGUUGCUGCUGGGAAUGGCAACGUUCAAGCGGUGAACGGUCUGAUUAAAAGAGGAGCAGAUCCAUCCCUAAUGAACAACCACGGAUGGAGUACGUUACAUUUUGCUGCACACUGUGGUGACCCUCAUAUGAUUGAUCUUAUCCUUACUCACGUGCCGGACAUUGAGUCAAAAGUCGCUAACGGUGCUACUCCUCUAAUCAUGGAAUUUUCUGUUGACUCCAGAGACCAAACAGGGAGAACACCCCUAAUGAAUGCUGCUUUGAAUAGCAACGUCCAAGCGAUUAAUAGUCUGAUUAAGAGAGGAGCAGAUCCGUCCCUAAUGAACAACGACGGAUGGAAGUCGUUACAUUUUGCCGCAAAAAAUGGAGACCCUGAUAUCAUUGAUCUUAUCCUCACUCACGUACCGGAUAUUGAGUCAAAAACCGCUGACGGUACUACUCCUCUAAUCAUUGCUGUUCGUUUUGGCAAGCUGCAAGGUGUAAAGUAUCUCCUUGAGAGGGGAGCCAAUCCUUUAACUAAGGAUAAUUACGGUCGGGAUUUUUUAUCUCAUGCCUCAUCACGUGGCUCAGAAGUUCUUGACCUACUGCUGAGUCACGUAGAUAACGGUGAGUCAGGAAAACUAUUCAUUUGGCUUAGGUGGGGCAAAAAUAAUCUUAUUUCGUCUCCCGGAGUCUCUAGGAUGAAGUAUGAUGACGAGUAUGUACUGCUGUUUCAAGAAAACUUGUCGAAAAAAAACCUAUAA